Messenger RNA from Blepharisma stoltei, 1585 nucleotides. The record is from the annotation of a GenBank genome assembly. NCBI's taxonomy places the organism in Eukaryota, Ciliophora, Heterotrichea, Heterotrichida, Blepharismidae.
AUGGAAUAUGAUAUUUUGAAUGAGAUCCUAACCAGUACAGUUUCGUCUCUAUUUGAAUGGAAAAAUCCUGGAAUGGAAGAACAAAUGAGAUCAAGUCUAGCCUCAUUACCCCCUCCAAACUCAAGUGACUGGGUAAAGGUAGAAGGCAAUCAGAAACUUGAAAUGGCACUUAGGCGAUUAAGAAUCGAUAGAAAUACUACAAAUGGAAGGGAGCUGAAUAAUAAAAAGCAGCACUUUAAAUAUGGAGUCUCAGCCUGGUAUGACUCUUGGCCAUGCAGCUUCGAGCACAUAUUUAAAGUAUAUCGGCAAGGCUUUUCCAACUCAAAAAUGGACAGCAAUGCUAGGCAGCAAAUCCAUAUUGUUCCGGAGCCUAGCCUAAGUCCACUCUCAGAGUUGGUGAUUUAUUCUCGGAGGGUGGGUUCAGAGUUGAAAAGGGGAAGCCAGCAAGGUCUGCAGAAACAAAUAGACAAAUUGUGCAAAUCCCUAGAGUGAAAUCUGCAGCUACACCCCGAGCCUUAACUCUUAACCUUUAACUUUUGAAAGUCUGAUAACUAACUAAUCAAAUUACGGCCAUAAGAUUUUUCAAUCUGACCAUUCCCGAUUAUAACUGAUUCUGAUCUGAAAUUUAAAUUCUGAUAAAAUAAAAUGUAACUGAUUCUGAUGUAAAAUUUGAAUUCUGAUAAAAUUUUCAAAAGAACUCAUUUCCCCAAAGACUGACGAACUGUAACACAUGUUCUGUGAUUCCGCUUUGGCUUCAAGAGUCUUCAUCAAUUUCACCUGCACAUCUCCAUGAAACCAUCUGCAUUUCUCCAUCUCCAAGCCGCUCCCCAUCAUAUACUCACUUCACCAUUACGGCAAAAUAUGUAUAAAGUCUGAUAGGAAUUCCAUUUUUUGAGAUCUUGUACGGGUAACCUUCGUUCAUCCCAACAGCAAAGGCAAGGAGGAGACGCAAGAGGAAGAGCAAAUACUUUGGAUGUCCCCGUAGCGUCAGGGGCCGAAGGAGGAGCAAGAUUAUAACAGAUCUCUACUUCUCUUCAGUGGAGUUAUCUCAACCGAACUAGCUUGACCGGCGGCGUCGCAAAGCGGAUGAACCCUUAUGGAUCUUUAUGACUGCUUAGCCAAUAGGUACAAGCCGCUCUGCAAUAAAAUUAAGAUUAAGAUUAAAAAUAAUAAAACAACUGAUGAACUAAAUACUGAAAAAAAGAAAGUUAAAAAUGAGCUCAAAGCAUAUGACACCACUUUUAAAUCACUAUUCGGUCGAUUACCUAAAAGAGAAGAAAAAGAGCCUAUGAGGCCACUAUAUAUGUAUUACAAAAAGAUUAAGCAAGCUAUCUCUAAAAGACCAGCUGAAAAAGGCAAUAAAAAAUUAAAUCGUGAUGAAGUAGCAAGAAAAUUAGAAACUUUAAGAAAGGAAAGAAGUGAGUUAAAAGCAAUUCUUCAUAAUUUUCAAUUAGAGUUUUCUCAAACAAACCAGAGAAAGAUAAGAUAUCACAAAGAUAUCCUACCAGUAGAAAAUGAAUAUAAAAGAUAUAAAGAAGUUAAAGCUGAGAUUGCAAAAUUAGACUCAGAACUGAGCAAAGCAUAA